Messenger RNA from Cottoperca gobio, 831 nucleotides. RefSeq names its product claudin-10-like. The transcript is spliced from 6 exons. Gene Ontology annotation, molecular function: structural molecule activity. The record is from RefSeq and is a predicted model, not a curated record. Lineage: Eukaryota; Metazoa; Chordata; Actinopteri; Perciformes; Bovichtidae. Bases 37 to 831 code for a protein of 264 amino acids. Gene Ontology annotation, cellular component: membrane; bicellular tight junction.
CUUUUCUCUGUCUCGAGGCUCAACCUUCAAGGCAACAUGAGUUACAGGACUGUGGUGAUGUACAUUGAGAUCGGCUGCUUUGUUGUCUGUGUGUCUGGAUGGAUCCUGGUGUGUUCCACCAUGCCCACGGAGAUCUGGACAUGGUCGGAGGUAGACAGCAUAGUCUUGACCACUUCAAACUACUUCUCCAACCUGUGGAAGGAUUGUAUAUCUGAUUCAACUGGAGUAUCUGACUGCAAAGGAAUUCCAUCAAUGCUUGCAUUAAAUUGGGACAUACACAUGUGCCGGGCUCUCAUCAUCAUCUCUAUUAUCCUGGCUUUCUUUGGAUCAGUUCUGGUCUUAGUGGGAAUGAAGUGUACUAAAAUUGGGGGAUCAGAGAUCUCUAAUUCAAGAGUAACCUUUGCUGGGGGGAUGAACUACCUGAUUGGAGGGCUGUGUUCUAUGACCGCUUUCUCCUAUUAUGGAAACAAAAUCAGAGCAGAAUUUCAAAACCCUAACUAUAAAGCUCAGAAAUUUGAAAUAGGUGUUGGUGUGUUUAUCGGCUGGGGAGGCUCCACCUUACUUGUUGUGGGAGGCCUUAUUUACAGUAUCUUUGCAGGAAUGGAAGGCUGCCACUCAAGCUCAAAAAGAUUCCCUGACUACCAGUUGCCAGAUGCCUACAGGGUUGUUCCGAUAAAAAAGAGUAUUGCAUCUUCAGCUAGUACAAAGAUGAGUAAGAGCAAACAAUCAAGGACCACCAGUGGCAGCAGUGGCAGCAGUGACAACAGUGGCAGCAGCAUCUCUGAGAUCACCUCUACCACAAAUACAUCAGAUACAAAUGCAUAUGUGUGA